Messenger RNA from Pungitius pungitius (ninespine stickleback), 1724 nucleotides. RefSeq names its product tubulointerstitial nephritis antigen-like 1 (gene tinagl1). Gene Ontology annotation, biological process: proteolysis. Lineage: Eukaryota; Metazoa; Chordata; Actinopteri; Perciformes; Gasterosteidae. The transcript is spliced from 12 exons. The coding region runs from base 159 to 1586 and encodes 475 amino acids. Gene Ontology annotation, cellular component: lysosome. Gene Ontology annotation, molecular function: cysteine-type peptidase activity; peptidase inhibitor activity. The record is from RefSeq and is a predicted model, not a curated record.
GACAGAGUCUGACGGAGCAGAUCCAGUGAGAGAGUGAGGAAUAGAGAGACAGAGUUUCUACCUCUCUACCUGUGGAUGACGUCUUGAGCGACGCAGCAGCAAACUUCUGGAGUUUUCUAUCGGAUUAGCACUCUUUCUCCCUCAGCUUAAGAUUUAUCAUGAAGCUCUUCCUGUUGUCUGUGGCGGCGCUGCUCCUGGUGAUGGGAGAGAGCACCGCGGAAAGAAUCCUGUCGAGGAGGACCAAGAGGGACCUCGCCAAUCCGCUGCAUGUCGGAGGCAUCAGGGACCCGUACGGCUCCUACUGCAAGAGGCGAGGAGGCUGCUGCCCCGGCAGAGACGACCUCUGCACGGUUCCCUACCUGGACACCAUCUGUUACUGCGACCUGUUCUGCAACCGGACCAUCGCCGAUUGCUGCCCCGACUUCUGGGGACAUUGUCUCGGAGUGCAGCCGCCUUUCAUAGACACCUGCGAAAGAAAUGGAAACACGUUCUUCACAGGGCAAACAUACAAAGAGAACUGCAAUUUAUGCACAUGUGGGGUCACAGGACGCUGGGAGUGUGAGCAGAACGCCUGCCUGAUGGAGCCGGACGUGAUAGACGGCAUCAACCGAGGCAACUACGGAUGGGAGGCAGCCAACUACAGUCAGCUCUACGGCAUGACGCUGGACGAGGGCAUCCGCUUUCGCCUGGGUACGCAGAGACCGUCCAGGACCAUUAUGAACAUGAACGAGAUGCAGAUGAACAUGGAUCCCGAAGGUGACAGUCUGCCCCUCUACUUCAACUCAGCCGAGAAGUGGCCAGGGAAGAUUCAUGAGCCGCUGGACCAGGGAAACUGCGCUGCAUCCUGGGCUUUCUCAACUGCAGCUGUGGCCUCAGACAGGAUCUCCAUCCAGUCAAUGGGUCACAUGACUCCUCAGCUGUCCCCGCAAAAUCUCAUUUCCUGUGACACGCGCAAUCAGGGCGGGUGCGAGGGGGGGCGCGUCGAUGGAGCCUGGUGGUACCUCCGGCGUAGAGGAGUGGUGACGGAAGGCUGUUAUCCAUACCGACCGCCGCAGGAAGCACCGGCGGAGGUUGGCCGCUGCAUGAUGCAGAGCCGCUCCGUCGGCCGGGGGAAGAGGCAGGCCACGCAGCGCUGCCCCAACGCACACAACUACCAGAACGACAUCUACCAGUCCACACCGCCCUACAGGCUCUCAUCCAAUGAAAAGGAGAUUAUGAAGGAGAUUAUGGAUAAUGGCCCUGUGCAAGCUAUUAUGGAGGUCCAUGAGGACUUCUUUGUCUAUAAGAAUGGGAUCUAUAAACACACUGAUGUCAGCUUCACCAAACCUCCACAAUACCGCAAACACGGCACACACUCAAUUAGGAUCACCGGGUGGGGAGAGGAGAGACAUUUUGAUGGGACAUCAAAAAAAUAUUGGAUCGCUGCAAACUCCUGGGGAAAGAACUGGGGAGAGAACGGCUACUUUCGUAUUGCUCGCGGGGAAAAUGAGUGUGAGGUUGAAACAUUUGUGAUCGGUGCGUGGGGCAGAAUCACGAUGGAGGACAUGCACAGCCACCACCACAACCAUCGUCGCCGGCACACUUAGAGACGCAAAGGAUGUGAGACCUUUGUUUUUAGGAGAAGCACAACAAGAAUCUCGAAAAUUUAGCUCAUCCCCUUCAGCAUCAAGCUGGCUGGUACAACCUCAGAAUCCCAGAGCCCCCGAGACCCUCUGAUUUCAUAC